CUCCCACAUCAAAGCUGCGUGAAUCUCGCCCAGGCUCCAACUCUCAACUGCCUCCCUGGCCUAGACCCAACCUCGUCCCCGCCCCAAUUCAUGUCUGCCUUAGCGACGACAAGGCAGCAGGACUACCGCUGUGGCAAAUGACCAGCCCAGCUCCGCAAUGGCGCCGCCUGCGAGACGCCGCAAGCGCAACCUCGUCGAGUCCGACGACGACGACGACGCACCGCCCCAGCCGCAGUCACAGCAGACCACCCCGCGCAAAAACAGCUUGAAGAACUUCCUCAUCCCGUCACCGAAGAAGCCCUCGGCCGUAGACCCACAGACGACGAAACCCCCAAGCCCAAAACGAAGGACGACGACGCGCUCGGCGACUGCUGCCGCCGCGGCCGCGUCCAAAAAGGCCACCUCCAAUGGCGCUAGCGUAGCAGCGGCUGCGCCACCUAGCUUCCUGAAUAACCGCGGCCGCGGGUCAAAAGCCUCGACGAAGAGCCCGAGCGCCAGCCCCGAGAAGCGGGGGAAGAAGACCAAGGUUUCGGAGGAGAAGGGCAGGAACGGGGACCUGCUGCUCCUCUUCUCGAAACAGGCUCAGCGCGCCACCAAGACCGACCCGAAGCCAUCCACCCCCAUCGACGACAUCAUUAGUGAUCCCAUCUCGGGAGACGACGACAACGUGGCCGAGAGCAAGGCUGCCGUGGUCAGCAUCGUGGGAAAGAAUGCAGUCAAACGGUUCAGGGACGGCGGCAACACAGGCUCCUCGCAGCAGCACCAUGGGGCGCCCCCGAGCUCUAGUCUGCCGCCCUCAACAGCUGCGAGCAAUAUGUUCCGCAAGCCUCCGCGCCUUGCAAACGGCACCCUAGGCGGUAGUGCUGUUGGGAACAGCACAGGGGAGGACCUCCGUCCGUGGUCCGAGCGGUUCGGGCCGGCGAACUUGGAGGAACUGGCGGUGCAUAAGAAAAAGGUGGCCGAUGUGCGCAGGUGGCUCGAGAACGUGAUGGACGGCCGGAUGCGGCAGCGUCUGUUGGUUUUGAAGGGCGCCGCGGGGUCAGGGAAGACCACCACGGUUCAGUUCCUGGCCAAGGAGCUGCGCUGCGAGGUGCUCGAGUGGAGGAAUCCAACGAGCUCUUACGGUGCCCCUGGGCAACGCUACCAGUCGGCCGCGGCCCAGUUCGAAGAGUUUAUGGGGAGGGGCGGCAGGUUUGGACAGCUCGACCUAGAGGACGACGAUGGCAGCCCAGCGCCUCUACCUCGACGACCAGCAGGCGGAUCGGCCUCGGAUAGUCAGACGGAUGCACACACCCGCAGGUUAAUGCUGGUCGAGGAGUUCCCAAACACCUUCAUGAGGUCAUCAUCGGCGCUGACCUCGUUUCGGAGCGCGGUGCUUCAAUUCCUGGCUACCAACACGCCUUCUCUUGUCACAUUUGGACACCAGACGCAACAGGAACCAGCCAUACCCGUGGUCAUGGUUAUAUCCGAGACACUACUGACGACCACGUCGGCAUCAGCCGACAGCUUUACCGCACAUCGGCUCCUAGGACCUGAGAUUCUGAGGCAUCCAGGGACCGGCAUAAUAGAGUUCAAUGCGAUAGCGCCCACCUUUCUGUUGAAAGCACUCGAGCUCGUCGUACAAAAGGAGGCUAGGAAGUCAGGACGACGCCGUACCCCUGGCCCGAUGGUGCUGAAGAAACUCGGCGAGAUUGGAGAUAUUCGAAACGCCAUCUCUUCCCUAGAGUUUCUGUGCUUGAAGGGGGACACAGACGCAGACUGGGGCGCUAAAGUGACUUUCACAAAGCCUAAGAAGGGGGCUAGGGAGGCGGCAAUGACCAAGGGCGAGAGGGAAUCGCUCGAGCUCGUCUCACAAAGAGAGGCAAGCCUAGGGAUAUUCCAUGCAGUUGGAAAAGUGGUUUACAACAGACGGGACGACAUACCCUACGCGCCGGGAACUCUGGGUUACGAGGUCGAAAAUCUGCCGAGGUACAUGUCGCGGCACUCUCGACCAAAGCAGUCCCUUGUUUCUGUGGAUACGCUGAUCGACGAGACUGGGACGGACACAUCUACCUUCAUCUCGGCUCUCCACGAAAACUACGCAUUAUCAUGUGAGGCUACGGGCCCCCAUGAUUUCAACUCGGCGGUCGACUACAUGAACGGCUGCUUGGACUUCUUGUCCGACAGCGACCUCCUCUGCCCCUCGUGGGACAUCUUCUUCGGCGGCAGGGGCGGUAGCAACUACUACGGGCGGGACGUGGGCAGCCACGUGCUGCGGCAGGACGAGAUGGCGUUUGAGGUGGCCGUGCGCGGGAUGCUGUUUUCAUUGCCGUCUCCGGUCAAGCGCCAGUCGGCAAAUAGCAACCCAAGGAACGGCAGCAGUGGCGACCAGUACAAGAUGUUCUUCCCGACCAGCAUCAAGCUCUGGCGCGCCAAAGAGGAGCUCGAGGCGCUCAUGGACAUGUGGAGCACCAGGAUAGUGAGCGGCGAGGAGGGGUUUUCGGGAGGAGGGGGCGCCGUAUCCAAGGGCGCCGGGCACCAGAGCCUCAGCAGUAGCGCCUCGGCGUUCAGAAAGCCGCGCCCGAUAGGCGGCUCAAGUGGCGGCAGCAGCGUGGGCGACUGGGCCACCAACCGCACCGACCUGAAGCGAGGACCGGCCACGGCCGAGAAGGAGGAAAACGAAGAAGAGGAGUCAACGGCCCCGCUCCUGUCGCUGGGCAGCUCGGCCCGCAAGGAGAUGCUCCUUGACAGGCUGCCCUACAUGGCCCACAUGGCGCGGAAGCGCCGCGGGUCCUUCCUGGCCGUGGGCCUCCGGGACCUCGAGAGGGUGGUGUCGUUCCAGGGCAUCGGCUCCCAGGCCAUGGCCGACGAGGACGAGGCGGCCCAGGGCGAGGACGAGGAUGUGGCUGGCGGCGGCGGCGGCGUCCCUGGCGAGAGCUGGGCGACGGACCGGCCGACGGAGGAGUCGGCGAGCCCGCGGAAGAGGAGGGUCAACAAUGCCAUCCGGCCGAAGAGGGCGGUUCCCGCGCGGGGAGGCGGUGGAGGGCAGUAUGACGGCGACGACGGGCUGAUCCCUGGGGGCUUGCAGGUCCAGAAGCUCAUGCUUAGCGAUGAUGAGAUUGAGGACGACUGAUUUAUGGCUGGGGCAUAAAAGUCGGAUUUGUGUACACUGCACUUGGUCACGGACGUAAAAAUACAAAAUGUUGGGACUCGUUUGGCAUUGAAGGGUUUAUAUUACGACCCACUUGGAAUUCUUGCUGAGAGCGGGCAAUGCGAGGGACAAAAAUGGCUCGUAUGAUAAGUAGCUCAAUGAACAAAGGUCCUGAUAGUUGUGUCCGGGUUGGAAAGGAGGCAAGGUUAAAAACAUAUUAGUUAAAGCCGUGUCAAAUCAAUAUCGGAACCCCAAGCCAGAGACGGAGACGGAGCCAAAUCCAAGGCAGGAGCAGUCCAGGUGCUCAGAGCAUG
Messenger RNA from Gaeumannomyces tritici R3-111a-1, 3444 nucleotides. RefSeq lists its product as hypothetical. The record is from RefSeq and is a predicted model, not a curated record. Bases 158 to 3112 code for a protein of 984 amino acids. Lineage: Eukaryota; Fungi; Ascomycota; Sordariomycetes; Magnaporthales; Magnaporthaceae. Gene Ontology annotation, biological process: DNA damage checkpoint signaling; DNA repair; mitotic DNA replication checkpoint signaling. The transcript has a single exon. Gene Ontology annotation, molecular function: chromatin binding.